ACCGAAAACGGGGAGUCGAAGAGCGACGAAGACGACUUCUCAAGCAAGGCACAGAUCAUGACCCUGAUGACGACGGAUGUGGACCGCGUCAGCGAGUUCGCACGGCAGUUGUUCACGCUGUUUGAUUCUCCCAUUGAGCUCAUCAUAGGCACGAUAUUCUUGUACAGCUUGCUUGGAUGCACACCUGUCGUCAUGAAGUACGUGUCUGCUAAUGGUCUGCCUUUAGGUGUCU
Messenger RNA from Fomitopsis serialis, 232 nucleotides. RefSeq lists its product as uncharacterized. NCBI's taxonomy places the organism in Eukaryota, Fungi, Basidiomycota, Agaricomycetes, Polyporales, Fomitopsidaceae. The annotation marks the transcript as partial. The transcript is spliced from 2 exons. The record is from RefSeq and is a predicted model, not a curated record.